CAGCCGUGUUCUGCCCUGUCACCCUGCUCUGUGUCUCCUGCUUGUUGAGCUUCAGUCAGUACGUUGAUGCUAGUGGCUCUGAUCUGUUGUGCUGUGGCUCGGCUGUGGGACUGGAGGGAGUGGAAGGAGGAUAUAACACCGCUGCUAAAACAUACACCUUCCGACUGGAUUUUCUUUGUGCCUGUUGGAUGAGGGGACAGAGGGGUCUCUCUACUGCCGUUUUUUGCUUGGUCACUCUAUCUUCAAAGGAAAUAUUGAAGGACUGUUGAGUUUGGAAGCACCCAGAGACUGAAAUGAGAGAACAGGACAGAGACUAGGAUUUGCAGGAUCCAGAGAGAAGAGAGUGGACAGUAGGGGCUGUAAAGCUCAUCUUAUACUUUAUGAAGUUAAGUUUGAACGGGGGAGACAAUGUCCAACAAAAGUGACACUGGAGGUCAACCUGCUGCGACAACAACAAUCAGCACUAUCGCCGUGCAGGCUGGCGAUUCUCAGAUUAUUGUUACUGUGUUCAAGUGUGAGGCACUGGUGCAGCUGCAGUUGACUGAAGCCAAUCCCAACCUGUUGGAGAUCGGCAGCAACCAGGAUGAAACCAAGAAACUACUGCAUGAACACGAGCAGCUCCUGAUCAAACUCAAGAAACAUGAGGCAGGCGUGUGGGCCUUGCUGGAGGAGGCAGACAGGACGGCAGAGGAGAAGGAAGAUGAAGGGGAGGUGUAUGAGGCCAUGGCUGUCUCGCUGAGCGACGCCUGGAGAACCAUGAUCUCACUGCUAGAGAAGCGCCAGUCACUGCUACACCUGGCCUCAGAGUUCUUCGACAGGGCUCUUGAGUUUGCUAUCAGAAUAGACGAGGCAGAAGAGUUCCAGAGCAGAGAGCAGGAGCUGGGAGAUGCGGAGUGUCUGAAAGAACUGCUCAUGAAACACAGCGUUAUGAAGAGAGGCCUCCUGGAGAAGUCAAUGUUGGUUCUGAACAAGAGUCGUGAUCUUCUAGACUUCCUGAGAGAGUUCGAGACUGAGGAUGGUCUUCAGAGGAGUGAGGCGUUGAGAGGGGCUGACAGCAGCUAUGGCCGGGUGGAAAGUCUGAUGGAGAUACUGCAGGACAGGAGGAGACAGGUGGAUCAACACAUGAAGCAGCAGCUCAUUGACCUGGAAGUGAUCCUUAACAUCUACCAAUGGGAUCGCCAGGAACAGGAAGUAACCCACUGGUUCAAAAACAAAGCUGACUUGUACUUUGAAAAAGAUCAUUUGGGCUCAGCUCUCACAGAAAAUGAAGAGCUCCUUCAGGAAUACAAAGAGUUUGAAGAGAAAGCCAAGGACUGGAGUGUGUUGGUGGAGAAGCUGCUAGCCCAAGCUUCAGAGCUGCAAGUGGGGGAAGCAGAGGGCUGUGCUGAGGCUGAGACGGGCCAUGUCUCUGAGAGAAGUGUGGCUCUCAAAGCCUUGCACAAUCACUUCUGGAACCUCAUGAUGGGCCGGCUGGCACAGCUACAGGAGAGCAAUUCCUUCUUCAGCAGCGCUAACACGGCUUUUGAGGUGCUGGGAAGUGUUGAGAGUAAACUUAAGGGGUUGAAGACCCAGACACUAUGGUUGCCUGAGUUGGCCAAAAAGCAUGAGGACCUGUUGCGAAGCAUCAAAGAGUCAGCCAAUGACCCUCUACAGAGAGGGCAGCUCAUACUACAGAAGGCCAAACCACAGAGUACCCAAGUAGAAGGCGUGAAAAGGAUGCUGGGAUAUGUCAGAGACCGGGUUGAUGCUCUAAGUCAGGAGUGCCAUGCUCACCAAGCACUGGCAGCCAAGAGACAGCAGCUGGUGUCCCAAUGUGAAGACCUCAUAGACAAGAUCUCGGUGUGGUUAAAGAGCAGCAACGGUGUCCUCUCCAACAACACUGAGCCAGGCUCCCUGCUCUCUCAGUCUGAAGACAUGCUCAACAAACACCUGGAACUCUCCUCACAGACACAGGUGAGUGAGAACCUGAACCUGAAUGUGAGGGCAGCCAUCGGUGUGGUGGAGAAGACCAUGGAGGAGCUGAACAAGAAGAAGGUGGAUCUGUCAGACCUCUGGACCUCCUGGCAGCUCCAUGUCAGUCAGGUGAAGUCUGUCAAGAAACAGUGGAAGAAAUACAAAGAACAACUGGAAAAGACUGUUCAUGACCUAAAUAGUGUGGAGGAGGUUCUUGUCCCAACCUCUAAAGUUGAUCUGGGAAGUGAUCUUCAGACUGUGUCCAAGCUACUGGAGAACUUUAACCUAGCUAAGCCCCACUUCCUGCAGUUGAAUGCAGGGGUAGAAUACAUGGUGAAGACAUCAGAACUGUUGGCACUGAAAGGAAUUCCAAUAAAAGAGAAGAAUGAGAAAGUCACAGAGAUGCUUCACCUUCAUCAGAGAGUGAAAGAUAAAAUCAAAGAGUACGAGUCUGUCCUCAACAUGGCCGUGAAGUUCCACCAGCUCUAUGAUGAGUUGGAGAAGCUGUCAAUGUUGGAGCCUGUGACGGGGUUCAGUGAGACAAGCCAGGCUAAGAUCCAGCUGAUCCAACAUCAGGACAGACAGAGUCACAUCAGACACCUAUACAAGCUGGCUAUCUCUCUGGGAGGAGAUAUCAGCAACACUGUACAACAGUUGCAUGACUCAGGUUUCUCUGUACAGCGUCUGCAGGAGCGUCUGGAGAGACUGGAGAGAAGAUGUGUUAACUGGAGUGCUGAAGCCAACAGGUGUGAAGAGAGCCUCACUAGCAACGUGUACUACUGUGUCUUCAAGGAGGAGAUCACUGAGCUGAGAAAGUCAUUCAAGGACCUCAAGAAAAAAUUCAACAACUUGAAGUUCAAUUAUAUGAAGAAAAACGACAAGUCAAGGAACCUGAAAGCAGUGAAAAACCAAAUCCAGCAGAUAGAGAUUUAUGUUGAAAAGUUACAGAUAUUGCAGAAACGGGUGCAGGUAUUUACAGUUAAAGUGACUUCCAACACAGAGAAGCAUCUAAUAGGCAGUAGCCCCAGAGAGAUAGAGGAUGCUGUUAAUGAGCUACAGAGACAGCUGGGGGACUUUGACAAGACUGUGGAGGAGUACAAGCAGAAUCUGGACAUGAGCGUAAAGCUGCAGCAAGCCAUGGAUGAGUAUAACUUCUGGUGUGAUGAAGCAAGUGCUACAAUUGUGAGAGUAGGGAAGUACUCUUCCCAGUGUAAGACCAGGGAAGCAGUGUCUAUUCUAUACAAGCAGUUUGAGAAGUUUGUUUGGCCCACUGUGCCCCAGCAAGAGGAGAGGAUCAGCCAAAUCACAGAACUGGCUGUCUGUCUGCAUGGUGCUGAGGAGGGAAAUAAGUAUACGGAGAAAACUGUCACCAGACACAAUGAGAUAGUGGAAUCGAUAAAGGAACUAUCUAAUGGAUUGAUGGAUUUGGAGGCUAAACUACAGACUGAGGCUUUGCAGCAGGAGCCUGAAAUAAAAGAACUUGAUAAUGACAUACAAGAGGUAAACAAACAAGAGAAAAAAUCUAACCAAGAAACAGAGAAAGCUGAGAUGUACCCCCAGGAGUCUCUUGAUGUGCAGUCUGAGCUGAAAGAAACUGGACACACUCCCGAACUAACCAUGGGAAUGAACGGGAAAGAGGUACCCAUCAAAAUAAUUGAAAACACAAGAAGCAAGAAACCUCAAAUCCGCAAAACAAGGAGCCAGGAACUACCAGAUAAACUCCACCCACAACAUCACAACAAAGUGUUAUCAGAGAGCAGGUAUCAUACCCGGGAGUUGUGCUCGGAGACCAGCAGAGUGGAGACUAUCACCAGCAGGUUGACGAUGGAGAGAAAAGAGCAGCUGAGCACCUCUUUCUCAUGUACACAGACCUUCAACCUGUCCUGUUCACCGCUGGAGAGGGACAGGAAAGUCCAUACGCUCAACGAGGCAGGGAUAAAGUCUCUGGUCACCCCUCCUCCUACUAUUCUUCCUCCUCUUGCCUUCGCUUCGGCUCCCAGCUUCUCUGAUAUUCAGAGAGAGUUCCAGAAGAAGGAGAGACAGGGCCCUGCUCAGAGGAACUUCCCUGGGUUUCAUACUUCUAAUACUGAUCAGGGUGAGCCUUUCCCCCAAGAUGCAUCACUUCUGCUGCCGCCCGCAGGUGGUCUGACGGAGAGGAACCUUCAGCGGCAUAACCUCAUGACAGAAGAUUCCCUGUCCAAUGACGAAUAUGAGUGCACUUCCCCCGACGACAUCUCCCUGCCCCCGCUUUCCGAGACGCCAGAGUCCAACAUCGUCCUAUCAGAGAAUGACCUGGACCUGGAUGGUUUCUGUCUCAGCUCCCAGUCCCACACCAUUCACAUCAAUCAGUACAGCCACCAGUUACACUCCACACAUAAUGAUUACAGCAACAGCCAGAGCCAACAGAGGAUCAGAGAGCAGACUGUAAGCUGUCCCUCUCCUACAGGGGGCCUCAACACCAAGUUCAGACCAGAGUCCUCUUCUUUCAUCCACAGCCCCCUGACUGUCCCAGCACCAACCCUGGUCUCAAACACACUCUUCAAUAUUAUGAAAAGCAGGGGCAUCCCCAACCUUCCAAAUGCCAACCUCCCAAAUCUUCCACCGGUCGGCCCCCUAAGCCUAAACGAGUGCCACCAGACCGUGUAUUCCGUGCAUGAGAGCUCUGUCACAGAGACGCAGGAGAAAGUACAUGACCCUAGCACCAUGAUGGUUCGAGGAUCUGCCUUCCCCACUGCUGCCGCCACUAGCACUCUUAACACGCAUGCUACCCCCUCCCCAUUAACCACCACAGCAGUCACACUCACAGACCAGGGACAAGACCCAGACCUCUGCAAUCCCACAGCCAUCAGAGAAGAGAUCAGGCUGCCUGGUACCAGCCGGUCCAUGGGGAGCACCCUAGCAGGCCAGGGCCCUCCUCACUUCUCCAAACUACUGUCUAGUCCCACAGUUAUGGAGGGGUCGCCUGUGACCCUGGAAGUGGAGGUCACUGGAUUUCCAGAGCCUACUUUAACAUGGUUCAAGAAUGGAGAGAAACUGACCAAUGAUGAGCACAUAGAACUGUCCCAAAAAGAAGGCAAACAUGCAUUGUUUAUACAGAAAGUCACUGAGGCCGACGCAGGUCUCUAUGUGUGUGGUGCCGUCAACUCAAGUGGCACCCUAUCUUCUAGCGCCGCCCUUCAGGUGAAUGCAGGUAACAACAGAUGUCCCGAUCCCAGCUGCCCUCUUCUCAAGCUGAACUGGCACACUUGUUUUGGCACUCUGUGUUUUCUCCUGUAUCUCCUGUAUCUACUGCUCUUAUGAAGAAAGAAAAAUAUAUAUGAAGCUUUUUACUGCCAGUAUCUUUUCCACUCUCAGAAAAAUGGGAAGUAGUGUUGACUUUGAACAGUAGUACACUGGGUAACCCUAACUUCAACUGUAUGGAUGCAUGUGGUGUCACCUCCAAACCUGGACACCACCACCACCCUAUUACACACAAAACCACCUGUGUGUAUGAAGGUCGGGUUCAUUUAUUUUGUAGAUUUGUAUUUCAUCUCUGCAUAAAAGUAUUAUCUCAAUUAAUUUAUAUCUCAACUAACUCCUUCGUAUACUUUCAACUCCUUCGUAUACUUUCAACUCCUUCGUAUACUUUCAACUCCUUCGUAUACUUUUGUCUAGAAAGUCAGUGCGUUGAGUCUGUGCCUCCAUGACUAAAAUGGUCUCCAAUUACAGAAUCAAGGUAAUUAAUUUAUGAAUAAAAUGCUAAAAUCAGUAAUUUAGUCAAUUUCUCUUUUAUUGUAUUACGCCCAUCCUAAACUUCAAAGCUCAGAGAUUAGAUGGUAAAUUGUUUCAGCUAAAUUACCGUGUUAAAUGUAUUUUAAAUAAAGUAAUGCAGCUUCCGA
Molecule: messenger RNA, 5831 nt
Organism: Oncorhynchus tshawytscha (Chinook salmon)
Lineage: Eukaryota; Metazoa; Chordata; Actinopteri; Salmoniformes; Salmonidae
Gene: ccdc141
Product: coiled-coil domain containing 141
Source: RefSeq, a predicted model, not a curated record